GGACUAAGGGUGUCUAUGCCUGUGCAUGGCUUCGGAAAAGUUAUUGCAUGUGGCGUGGAAUUUGUCAAGCCCCAAAGCUGCAGGAACGUCCUUUCAUUGCGGCGCACCAUUAGGCGGAGAGCCACAGGCGUCCCCCGAGCAGCAUUGCAGGCGGCAGUGGGGGCUGCGGGGCGCGGAGCUGGGCGUGGGAGCUCAGUGAGCUGGGAGCAGCCCGGCCUGUCAGCGCAGGGAAGCCGCCCCGCCCCGCCCGCCUCCCGCCGCCGACCUUUCCCCUCGCGCGGGCCCGGCCAAUGGGCGAAGCGGCCCCGCCUGUUCCGCCGCCGGCUGCUGCUGGGCCGGCGUGUCCGCCUCCGCGUGCCAGGGCUGCCGCUCCGCUCCGGUGGGCCCCAGCCGCCGCCCCGUCCCGUCCCGCGAGAUGGCCCCGAAGAAGGCAGGCGACGGGGUGAAGGCGCACCCGAUUAUCGGCAGGUUCGGGACGUCCCUGAAGAUCGGGAUCGUCGGGCUGCCCAACGUGGGGUAGGUGCCCGCCUGCCGCUUCCUGCCGGCCGCGCCGUGCGCGUGUCCUCGCCGGGCCGUUUGCUUGUGAGGAGGAGGGGGAAAUCCACGUUUUUCAAUGUGUUAACAAAGAGUCAAGCAGCAGCAGAGAACUUUCCUUUCUGUACUAUUGACCCAAACGAGAGUCGAGUUCCUGUGCCGGAUGACAGGUUUGACUUCCUGUGCCAGUACCACAAGCCUCCAAGCAAAAUUCCAGCCUUUCUGAAUGUAGUGGAUAUUGCUGGCCUUGUGAAAGGAGCCCAUACUGGCCAAGGCUUAGGAAAUUCCUUUUUGUCUCAUAUUAACGCCUGUGAUGGGAUCUUUCAUCUGAUGCGAGCAUUUGAAGAUGAUGACAUCACUCACGUGGAAGGGAGUGUAGAUCCUGUUCGAGACAUUGAAAUAAUACAUGAGGAACUUAGACUUAAAGAUGAAGAACUGAUCACGCAGAGUAUAGACAAGCUAGAAAAAGUAGCUGUGAGAGGAGGAGACAAGAAGUUGAAACCUGAAUACGAUGUAAUGUGCAAAAUCAAAACCUGGGUAAUAGAUGAAAAGAAAGCUGUCCGCUUCUAUCAUGAUUGGAAUGACAAAGAGAUCGAUGUUUUGAACAAACAUUUGUUUUUCACUUCAAAACCCAUGAUCUAUUUGGUUAACCUCUCUGAAAAAGACUACAUUAGAAAGAAAAACAAAUGGUUGAUAAAAAUUAAAGAGUGGGUGGACAAGCACGACCCGGGUGCUUUGGUCAUUCCUUUUAGUGGGGCCUUGGAACUCAAGUUGCAAGAUAUGAGUGCUGAGGAGAAACAGAAGUAUCUGGAAGAGAACAUGACACAAAGUGCUUUACCAAAGAUCAUUAAGGCUGGAUAUGCAGCACUCCAACUAGAAUACUUUUUCACCGCAGGCCCAGAUGAAGUGCGUGCAUGGACCAUCAGGAAAGGGACGAAGGCUCCUCAGGCGGCAGGGAAGAUUCACACGGAUUUCGAAAAGGGAUUCAUUAUGGCUGAGGUAAUGAAAUAUGAAGACUUUAAAGAAGGAGGUUCAGAAGCUGCUGUCAAGGCUGCUGGAAAGUACAGGCAACAAGGCAGGAAUUACAUUGUGGAAGAUGGAGAUAUUAUCUUCUUUAAAUUUAAUACACCCCAGCAACCCAAGAAGAAAUGAGUAUCAGACGUUGUUCGUUGCUCAGAAAUAAACUGUGCUGCUUCAAAAAGCAUAUGAAUUUUUAUUUGGGAUGGAAUAUCUGGAAACAAAAAGCAUACAGUUUCUACCUAGGGAACCUCCCCUUCCCCCAGUGAAAUUAUUCUUGUUUGUUUUGAAUUAAAAUACGGCACCUCCGGUGAACAUGCAAGUUCACUAAAUGUGAACAGCUUUGCAUUUGAAACGAUUAAGACCCUACUCCAAAUUGUAGAAGCUUUUCAGGAACCAUAUUACUCUCAUGAUACUUCAUUAAUCUCCAUCAUGUAUGCCAAGCCUGACACGUUUGACAGUGAGGACAAUGUGGCUUGCUCCUUUUUGAAUCUACAGAUAAUGCAUGUUUUACAGUACUCCAGAUGUCUACACUCAAUAAAACAUUUGACAAAACCA
Gallus gallus (chicken) is the source of this 2109-nucleotide messenger RNA. It is a transcript of the gene OLA1, whose product is annotated as Obg like ATPase 1. NCBI's taxonomy places the organism in Eukaryota, Metazoa, Chordata, Aves, Galliformes, Phasianidae. The record is from RefSeq and is a predicted model, not a curated record. The transcript has 11 exons. Gene Ontology annotation, molecular function: ATP binding; ATP hydrolysis activity; GTP binding. Bases 16 to 1686 code for a protein of 556 amino acids. Gene Ontology annotation, cellular component: cytoplasm.